AUGCCUCAAUACAACAACUCUCAAGCCGACACUCACAAGGACCCCUCAAGCAAGCAUGAAGCCAAGGAGAUGAUGGCCCAGCAGCAGAGGGAGGAGAGAACAGAGCACUCUAAGAGGGGUGCGAACACGGGAAAGCCUCCGGGAGUUCCGGAAUAUGUUGCGCGCAAGGAGCACGCCGCUGAUGUGCAGCACUGA
Molecule: messenger RNA, 195 nt
Organism: Colletotrichum gloeosporioides
Lineage: Eukaryota; Fungi; Ascomycota; Sordariomycetes; Glomerellales; Glomerellaceae
Exons: 2
Coding region: 1-195 (64 amino acids)
Source: RefSeq, a predicted model, not a curated record